GGACGCUAAUAAUCUUAGAGAUGCUCUUAAGUACUCAGCUCAGAUGCUUUCCGAGCUCCGGACGUCGAAGCUGUCGCCUCACAAGUACUACGAGCUCUAUAUGCGAGCGUUUGAUGAGAUGAGGAAGCUGGAGAUGUUCUUCAAGGACGAGAGCAGGCAUGGAGUUUUGGUCGUCGAUUUGUAUGAGCUUGUACACCACGCAGGCAACAUAUUGCCUAGACUGUAAGUUCUUACUUACCAGUGCCUGUGUUGGGGUAAUUCAACUGUUGAAGCUCGUCUUAGAAUAAAUUUGAAUUUCGCGAGCGCUAGUAUAGUGGAUUGUGAAGCUGAAACGUGGUAUUCGUUACCAGGUAUCUACUCUGUACGGUUGGAUCAGUGUAU
Molecule: messenger RNA, 381 nt
Organism: Linum tenue
Lineage: Eukaryota; Viridiplantae; Streptophyta; Magnoliopsida; Malpighiales; Linaceae
Source: the annotation of a GenBank genome assembly